Henningerozyma blattae CBS 6284 is the source of this 2637-nucleotide messenger RNA. RefSeq lists its product as uncharacterized. Lineage: Eukaryota; Fungi; Ascomycota; Saccharomycetes; Saccharomycetales; Saccharomycetaceae. The coding region runs from base 1 to 2637 and encodes 878 amino acids. The transcript has a single exon. Gene Ontology annotation, molecular function: DNA-binding transcription factor activity, RNA polymerase II-specific; zinc ion binding. The record is from RefSeq and is a predicted model, not a curated record. Gene Ontology annotation, biological process: regulation of DNA-templated transcription.
AUGAACAAUUCAUCAGAUAAUAUAGGGAAUGAGAAUCCACCAUUGAAGAAAAAAAGACGUACUAUUAUCAAAACUUGCACAUUUUGUAGGAAGAGAAAGCUCAAAUGUGAUAAACGCAAGCCAAGAUGCUCUUCUUGUGUCACAAGAAACCUCCCAGAGUGUGUUUACAUUGAUGGUACAGGGAGCGGCGCUACCAGCCCAGAUACUCCAUCCUCUAGUACUGGAAAUGCUAAGAAUUAUUCUACUGGUGUAAUUUUACCAGCUAGUGUUGGUGAGUACAAUUAUAACUUAUCUCCUCGCCAAUCGUCGGGAAUUGUUUCGAAGAGAAAGUCUACAGAGAGUGUUAUAGACUGUAGUAAUUGUAAGAUAACUUCUAGUAUUAAUUCCGAUUUGAAUACAAAUACCAAACAAACCACAACCACAAAUAUAAACGCACAUUCAAAUUCAGAUACAUUGGGUUGUAAUCAUGUAUCUUGCACUAAUCCUCAUUCAGGGGUUGUGAAUAUUUUAGACGCAGAGUAUAGAGCAUGUUAUCCUCAAUCAAUAACUAUGAAUAGCAUUCCUAAUUCUAUUAACCCCUUAAGUACAGUCUACAUUAUGCAAAUGAAACCUACAGGUAAGAUCUUAUGUUUUGGGCCUACAUCUAUACGAAGUUUUAUGCAUCUUUAUAUACAACAUUUUCAAAUGCAUAAACAAGUUUGGUCUCAUUGGCAGACAGUACGAUCUGCCAGAUCUCGUUGGAAACUACAGCAUAAUUUCUCUAUGCUAAAAGAAUUAUAUUCAGUAGAAGAAUUAUAUACUCAUGAUUCAAAUUGUAUGAUUGACGAAUUAUGUGCAGCUUUACCCACAUAUGAGGAAAUUUUAAGAUGUAUUGAAACUUUUUUCAAUGAAAGUGAACUUUAUAUCUAUAAUAAUGUAUUAGAUAAGAAUAAAGUACUGAAUGAUUUUUAUAGAGAAUUCACUCCUACCUUGGGAACUAAUGCAGAUAAUACAAGAAAUAUAGUUGGUAUAAAAGUGGAUCGAAAAAAGAAUUUCUUCAAAUCGGGUGUUAUUCUAAUGAUUUUAUGUUUAACAAAAUGGUUUUCGGCAGUACCACCAGCUGUUAAUAAGUUUUUAAUAUUCUUGACUGGAUUUUCAUCAUCCAAGAUAUACUAUGUUGAACGGGCUCAAUUUUUAUUAUUACGGAUUUUCCAUAGAUCUAUCUAUCACUCUAAUGGUGGUGAUAACUCAACGUUGAUUGAUUUGACAAGUGAUUUAUGUACCAACUGUACUAUCACUGGAUUAAGUCAUAAUAUUGAUACUUUGUUCAAAGGUAAAGAAGAUAUAGUAGGACGUUUAGAUACCUUAAAGAAUUUAUGGAUAUGGUGUUUGUAUGUAGAUUUUGAUGUUUCCUUCCAUGUUGGUAAACCUUUUUUCAUUAGUAAAGACUAUUUUUUUGAAUUUUCGGGAGAAUUAAAUGAUAGUUCUCAAACUUUUAUGGGGUUGAUAAAAAGGUUUUUAAAAUUAUCUAGACCAAUGUUCCGCAGAAUGAUGGAUAGAGAACAAAGACCUGAUUUACGUCAAGAUGAAGAAUUGAUCAUAACAUUCAUCGAAAGUGAAUUCCCUUCGAUUAAAUAUUACACUGAUGAACAUGAAAUUUAUAAAGUGAAUAUUAAUAAUAUUAGGGUUUUAGCAUCUUCAUUAUCAAUGCUAGUAUGCAAUUAUGCAGUACGGUUUGUAAUUUUAAAGGAGCAUGACAUGCACGUUAAAGUUGGUUUCAUAACUGCUGCCUUUGUGGCAUUUAGUCUUUCCACUAAUCUUUUAAUUAGAUGUUUUGAGAUUGAUAAAUUAAAAUAUCCAAAAAUGAUUGAUCCAAGUUGUAAAGAAGUCACCCCAUACGUUGCACUAGCAAAUUAUAUGACUACGCCUGCGUUAUCUCGAUCUUUGUUAAGUUUUAUAAUGAUUAUCCAUUUCAAAUUAACUACACUUUCAAGUCCACCAUUAUUUUUAAUACAUGAUGAAUCAAAGAUAAAAUUUCAUCUUGAUUCAUUGAGAGGGCCAGAUCAAGAUUUUUCCUUGGAGUCAUCAUUUGAUGCGUUUUGUAAAAUAUUUGAUCGAUGGGCUUUGCCAAAGGAUCCUGAUAUGCAUCAAGUCAUGCGUCGUUCUUAUUCAUUCAUAAUAGCCACCACGGUGGAAAGAUUGGGUAGAAAUAUUCUAACAAAGAUACUAGAUCAUAGGAAAGAUUUUGAAGCCACAUGGUUUGCUAAAUCAAAGGCAAAUACUGGAUUACAAUCAUCUGCUAGUAGUAGUUCAGUACUUAAUGUAGUUCAGGAAGAUCCUACUUCAGUUGAUAAUGGUGAAUCUCCUUCUUCUGAUGCUACAGAUGUGAUUUCCACUUCUAGUAAUAAUCCUAUUAAUACACAUACUAAUACCACCACCAUCAAUAAUAGUAAUAAUAUUGAUUCUAAUAUUACAAAUGCUAAUAUACCAAGAAAUGAAGCAUCAGCUACGCCCAAUAAUGCCAAUAUUAACUCUCGUUUUUAUCAAGAAUUUUGGAACACUUAUAAUCAAGGAUUUGAAGAUAUCUUUAAUGAUUCCGAUACCAAAGAAAUUCUUGAUGAACUUUCAUUGUUCGAUGAUUUGGAGUUAUUUGGAUAG